UGAGUGUAAGUAGAAAAUGAGUGGACGAGGAAAAACCGGCGGUAAAGCUAGGGCCAAGGCCAAGACUCGCUCAUCCCGCGCCGGGCUGCAGUUCCCCGUGGGCCGUGUGCACAGGCUUCUGCGCAAAGGUAACUAUGCCGAGCGCGUUGGUGCCGGUGCACCCGUCUACUUGGCCGCAGUGCUGGAGUAUCUGACCGCUGAGAUCCUGGAGUUGGCUGGCAACGCCGCUCGCGACAACAAGAAGACCCGUAUCAUCCCUCGCCAUUUGCAGUUAGCCGUUCGUAACGACGAGGAACUCAACAAACUGCUCGGAGGAGUGACCAUCGCUCAGGGUGGCGUGCUGCCCAAUAUCCAGGCUGUACUGCUGCCCAAGAAGACCGAGAAAGCGGUGAAAACCAAGUAAACUUGGCGUUCUCCUAAACUGUAAAUAA
Messenger RNA from Pygocentrus nattereri (red-bellied piranha), 431 nucleotides. Its product is annotated as histone H2A-like. Gene Ontology annotation, cellular component: nucleosome. Gene Ontology annotation, molecular function: DNA binding; protein heterodimerization activity; structural constituent of chromatin. The record is from RefSeq and is a predicted model, not a curated record. NCBI's taxonomy places the organism in Eukaryota, Metazoa, Chordata, Actinopteri, Characiformes, Serrasalmidae. The transcript has a single exon. The coding region runs from base 17 to 403 and encodes 128 amino acids.